GAGAGGAGCAAGGCUUGGGUGCUAUGGAGUGUAGCUGACCAGCGUGUGAUGGAGAGCCGUGAUGUGAUUUUCCAUGAGGGGCUGAAUUAUAAGGGGUGGAAGGAGCGUGGUGCAAGCCAUAGUGGGACUUCCAUUCAAGACCCUCAUACGGCCUCUAUCUUUGAGGGGGCAUGGAAGGACCCUGGAGAUGAAGGGGAGGAGCAGCAGGAGGAGCCAGAACCAGCUGAUUCUAACCAUGAGGAGUCCCGAGAGACAGAUUCUACCCCUCAGCCAGCCACGCAGGCCGAUGCGCAUGAUGAUCAGCCGGAGCAGCAUGUGCCUUCAACUCCAUCGAGAAGCAGUUGGCAGCAGUUGCUUUGAUGUGCAUGCCUAUGAGGAUGAACCUUUGCUGCGAGAUGAGCUGGUCAAGCUCUACCAAAGCAUUGUGGGAUCCCUCAUGUAUGCUUGUACUACCACACAGCCACAGAUUGCAUUCGCAGUCUCACAGCUAUCUAAGGUCGCCUCUUGUCCUAAAAUGUUCCACUUGC
Closterium sp. NIES-67 is the source of this 527-nucleotide messenger RNA. The record is from the annotation of a GenBank genome assembly. NCBI's taxonomy places the organism in Eukaryota, Viridiplantae, Streptophyta, Zygnematophyceae, Desmidiales, Closteriaceae.